This is a messenger RNA of Cercocebus atys (sooty mangabey), 4346 nucleotides long. RefSeq names its product TAF8 RNA polymerase II, TATA box binding protein (TBP)-associated factor, 43kDa (gene TAF8). Gene Ontology annotation, cellular component: transcription factor TFIID complex. Gene Ontology annotation, molecular function: protein heterodimerization activity. The transcript has 9 exons. The coding region runs from base 24 to 956 and encodes 310 amino acids. The record is from RefSeq and is a predicted model, not a curated record. Gene Ontology annotation, biological process: transcription initiation at RNA polymerase II promoter. NCBI's taxonomy places the organism in Eukaryota, Metazoa, Chordata, Mammalia, Primates, Cercopithecidae.
CGCGCACACUACGCCAGAGCAAGAUGGCCGACGCGGCGGCCACAGCUGGGGCCGGCGGCUCUGGAACGAGAUCGGGAAGUAAACAGUCCACUAACCCUGCCGAUAACUAUCAUCUGGCCCGGAGGAGAACCCUGCAGGUGGUUGUGAGCUCCUUGCUGACAGAGGCAGGGUUUGAGAGUGCUGAGAAAGCAUCCGUGGAAACGCUGACAGAGAUGCUGCAGAGCUACAUUUCAGAAAUUGGGAGAAGUGCCAAGUCUUACUGUGAGCACACAGCCAGGACCCAGCCCACACUGUCAGAUAUCGUGGUCACACUUGUUGAGAUGGGUUUCAAUGUGGACACUCUCCCUGCCUAUGCAAAACGGUCUCAGAGGAUGGUCAUCACUGCUCCUCCGGUGACCAAUCAGCCAGUGACCCCCAAGGCUCUUACUGCAGGGCAGAACCGACCCCACCCGCCGCACAUCCCCAGCCAUUUUCCUGAGUUCCCUGAUCCCCACACCUACAUCAAAACUCCGACGUACCGUGAGCCCGUGUCAGACUACCAGGUCCUGCGGGAGAAGGCUGCAUCCCAGCGGCGUGAUGUGGAGCGGGCACUUACCCGUUUCAUGGCCAAGACAGGCGAGACUCAGAGUCUUUUCAAAGAUGACGUCAGCACAUUUCCAUUGAUUGCUGCCAGACCUUUCACCAUCCCCUACCUGACAGCUCUUCUUCCAUCUGAACUGGAGAUGCAACAGAUGGAAGAGACAGAUUCCUCGGAGCAGGAUGAACAGACAGACACGGAGAACCUUGCUCUUCAUAUCAGCAUGGAGGAUUCUGGAGCCGAGAAGGAGAACACCUCUGUCUUGCAGCAGAACCCCUCCUUGUCGGGAAGCCGGAAUGGGGAGGAGAACAUCAUCGAUAACCCUUAUCUGCGGCCCGUGAAGAAGCCCAAGAUCCGCAGGAAGAAGUCCCUCUCCUGAGCUGAGAAGGAAAACUGGCUUGUACGGGGGCGCAGAUUCCACCCUCCCAGGGAGUUAAAGCCACUCAAGGGAAGAAAAGAGGGUGACCUCCUCAUGGCCGAGCCAAGGCUGCAGGGUGUGAUCGGACAUGAUUUUCAUGGCAAACCAUCUAUUAAGAUGACCUAUUUUCACUGGAUGUUUGGGUUGAGGAAGAUAUGAACAGAAUAAUGAGAAGUUUUUUUUUUUUUUGAGAUGGAGUCUCACUCUGUCUCCCAGGCUGGAAUGCAGUGGCACGAUCUCAGCUAACUGCAGUCUCUGCCUCUCUGGUCUAAGCGAUUCUCCUGCCUCGGCCUCCCAUGGUAGCUGGGACUAGAGGCAAGCGCCACCAUGCUGGCUAAUUUUUGUAUUUUUAGUAGAGAUGGGGUUUCGCCAUGUUGGCCAGGCUGGUCUUGAACUCCUGACCUCAAGUGAUCCACUUGCCUUGGCCUCCCAAAGUGCUGAGAUUACAGGUCUGAGCUACCAUGCCCAGCUAAUUUUUGUAUUUUUAGUAGAGAUAAGGUUUAGCCAUGUUGGCCAGGCUGGUCUUGAACUCCUGACCUCAAGUGAUCCACCUGCCUUGGCCUCCCAAAGUGCUGGGAUUACAGGUGUGAGCCACCAUGCCCUGCCAGAGACUUUCUUAAUCAACCAGGCUAUGUGGUGGGGCAUAGCAGCAGCCAGUGACUUCGUUCAUUAUCACGGGAUUUGAUUCCUUUGAAACUCAGGAGACCAGGGAAAGUGACAGGAAAGAAAGGGCUCUUUGCUGCUGUGCUUAUUACAAAGAAGACUGUCCAGCGUGUUCAGGAUAUCUGGAUCCCUCUUAUUGACUCAUGAUUUGUGGCACCACUUUCUCAUCCCAGAACUUCAUUCUUAUUUCUCUCCUCAUCUGGCCUCCAAGUAUUCCAUUGAGCUGAUGGAAAGUGACUUUGUACUUCCUCAACGUGUUGGAAACAGGAGGCCACACAGCACAACUUUGAUCGGGGCGGGCAGGAGUCAUGAGUCUUGAGCACAUACGUCACUGUGAAGGAGGACGACAUGUCAGGGCUGCACCUGUCCUCCCAUCGGCAUUUGACGAAAGCUCCCUGAAGUGGGGCAGCACUCUCCUCCGGAGAGAUUUGCCAUUUAUUGCUCCUCUGAGGAAUGUGUGCUUGGGAACUGCCAAGUCUUGCCCCUUCUGGAAGAGGAUGUUUUCUCUGACAAGAGCCUAGAGCGUCGGCUGUAUUGUUCUGGGACUUGAUAGAGGAGCCAUGGGGUUUAAACACUAGGAAAGAGGGGCCGGGUGCAGUGGCUCAUGUCUGUAAUCCCAGCACUUUGGGAGGCAAAGGCAGGCGGAUCACCUGAGGUCAGGAGUUCGAGACCAGCCUGGCCAACAUAGUGAAAUUCCAUCUCUACUAAAAAUACAAAAAUUAGCUGGGUGUGGUAGCUCACGCCUGUAAUCCCAGCUACUCAGGAGGCUGAGGCAGGAGAAUCACUUGAACCUGGGAGGCGGAGGUUACAGUGAGCUGAGAUUGUGCCACUGUACUCCAGCCUGGGUGACAGAGCGAGACUCCAUUUCAAAAAAAUAAAAAAUAUAUAAAGUAAACAAUAGGAAAGGAUUUGGUGGGGUGAGGGUGCGGUGUUGAGGGCUGGGCCUCAUCUUGUAUUCUGAAAGCUGAGAAACAUGGCUGGUCAGCUGGAAGGCUGGUGGAUAGGCAGGAGUGAGCCAAGCUGAGGCGUUCUGCAAGAAGCAGGUCUGAGUCUCUCCAACCACUUUGUAUCCUGUGGGGAGAACAACUUCAUUCUUAAUGUACUCUACAAACCAGAAAACAAGUUUUUAAGGAGGAUGCUGGGCAUGCUGAUAUCUUUUCUGGUUUCCUAAGGAAGAGCUUUUAAAACCAAAUCCAAGGAAGAAAAAUGCAACGACACGUGGAAGUGAAUACUGGAUGAAUAAGCUGUUUCCCAAGUUAGAAUCCUAACAUCCAUAUUUAACUUCACUUACUCCUCUUUGGCUUCCACAGUUCAACUCCUUUUAUUUUGAGAUAGGGUCUUGCUGUGUCGACCCGGCUGGAGUGUAGUGGCGCUACCUCGACUCACUGCACCCUCCACUCCCCAGGUUCAAGCGAUUCGCAUACCUCAGCCUCCAGAGUAGCUGGGAUUACAGGUGCCUGCACCACGCCUGGCUAAUUUUGUGUGUGUGUGUAUUUUUAGUAGACAUAGGAUUUUGCUAUGUUGCCCAGGCUGGUCUUGAACUCCUGGGCUCAAGUGAUCCGCCCGCCUUGGCCUCCCAAAGUGUCAGGAUUACAGGCAUGAGCCACAGUGCCCAGCCCAUCUCUUAAUCUUCCAUUCCCUUGGUGAAUGGGAACUUGAAAAACUUGGGGACUUCACAGCAGGCUCCGUGUUCUUCUGGCCUCACUGUACUGUAAGGAAAGAGCUGCUUGUCAGGAACUGAAGACGGGACGCUAGUAAAAAAAAAAAAUCUGGAGUCCCCAACUGGACUAAAUAGGAGUUUUCCAGGUUUGUAGUAACCUGAAACUCUCCUAGAUCAAAGCAGUUAGACUGGCCUAUGUGGCCUUCUCAGGGUUUGUGAUUCAGUUCUUAGUGAUUCUUGGCCUGAUGAGUUUAUAAACACAGCCCCACAUUCAAGCCGUGGCCAAUCCCAGCUUGCUGUUCUCACUGCUCUUGGGAGGCAUCGUCCCAGUCAGUGUUUCUACAGUUUCCAUUUGUUGUUAUUAUCCAAAGUAAGCGCCUGUUGAAUGCAGUUGUGCUGAGUUACAGGUGGGAUUUGGAAAAGGGCUGCUAUUUCUGCUGUUGAGAUUUCAGAGGCUAUACUCUUUUUUUUUUUUGAGACUGCAUCUUAUUUUUUUUUUUUUUUUUUUUUUUGAGACAGCGUCUCGCUCUUAUCACCCAGACCGGAGUGCAAUGGCGUGAUCUCAGCUCACUGCAACCUCCACCUCCUGGGUUCAAGGGAUUCUCCUGCCUCAGCCCGGGAUUACAGGCGCCUACCACAACUCUUGGCUAAUUUUUUUUUUGUAUUUUUGGUGGAGAUGGGGUUUCACCAGGUUGGCCAGGGUGGUCUCGAACACCUGACCUCAGGUGAUCCACCCACCUCAGCCUCCCAGUGUGGGUAGGAUUACAGGCAUGAGCCACCGCGCCUGGCCUCAGAGGCUAUACUCUUAAAAUUUUGUUCUGAGGGGAGACAGGGAAAGGGUUAGACAACUUGAAACAUUGACCUGCCUGUUGGUUGUAUAAAAAUGCAUAAUUCUCAAUGUGUAUUUAUAAAUUUCUAUUUUUUAUAACUUUAUGGGACUUCUUAGAGGCAAAAAGUAGUAAACAUGCAGAUUAAAAAUGUUUAUGAAAAUCUCAAUAAAAAUUCAUAAUAAAAACUUUGUAAAUAAA